GUGGGCCCAGCUGGCUGCCUCAGCCCUGCUUCCCUCACUGCACCUGUGCCUCACUGGCCUCCUUUCUGUUCAUGGAUUUCAAGUCCUCUCAGGCUCAGGGCCUUGUGCCUACAGUUCUUUGUUCUGUUUGUGAUACCCUGUCCUUAGCUAUCUGCUAGGCCACUCCCUUACUUUCAGGCCAUCUUACUUCAGCCUUCACUUACCAUCUUCGUGCAGUAGCACCCCCAGUCCUGCUCCUUGGCUGUGUUCUCCAUCCCUGUCCAGGGUAGACCUCAUCAGCACCUGAUGCCACUCUUCAGGGCCACUAGCUUGUCGAUCUGUCACUGUCUCCUGCAGUUAGAACAGACCCUGAGCAGGUAGGAGUGCAGGGAGCCCACUGCCAGCUUCUGGGUGGUGCCUGCCCGAGAAAUAGCUCCUGCCGUCCAUUUAGUCCCCAUGUGCCCAAGGUUUCCAUGUGUCCCAAAUGUGUUAGAUUCUGAAUCGCAGUCAGUAUGCAGUGACAUACCUGGUAUUGGAGAGCCAUCUGAAGGUCUGCCUGCGUCUUCUCAGGUCCUGAGUGUGGCUGCUGACAGUGUUUCAGAAUUUGGGAAGCAAGGAAUCUUUUUGCCAAAUGAGUAAGAGAAAGGGAAGGGACAGUGGCCUCACUGCUGGGAGAGGCACCGGCUCCAAGCUGAAGUCCACCAAGCUGCUGGAGCUUCUCAAGGCUCUGGAGGAGGGGUCUGGCCCUGGCAGGGAGGAGAUCUUUAUUGCCCCGCCUGACAGUGCGGCGGGUGACUUCACUGACGAGGACUCGGGGGAUGAGGAUGGCCGGCGAGGUGGCCCUCUGCCUGGCAGUGUACUGCAUGCCUCUGUGGUGCCCGAGGAUGAUGGCCCUGGGCCAGAUGAUGACGUGCAGCCUCGGGCAGCCAUGAGGAAGGAGGCAGCAGUGGCAGCGUUGCCACUCUGGACCAAGAGGGACAUCCACCCGGACUUCAGCAGUUGGACAGCGUCAGACCCCCAUAUGGACGAUCUCAAGAGCCAGGAACUGAGUCCUGUAGGCCUAUUUGAGUUGUUUUUUGAUGAAGGAAUGAUUAAUUUUAUUGUUAAUGAAACUAAUCGUUAUGCCCGGCAGAAAAACGUGAGUCUGGGUGCCACGGCCCAGGAACUGAAGUGUGUUUUGGGCGUUUUGAUUCUGAGUGGGUAUGUGUCCUACCCAAGGAGAAGGGUGUUCUGGGAAACGUCCCCAGACUCACAUCACCGUCUUGUGGCUGAUGCAAUUAGAAGGGACCGAUUCGAACUGAUCUUCUCAUACCUGCAUUUUUCAGACAACCAUGAGCUGGAUGCCAGCGACAGGUUCUCCAAAGUGCGGCCUCUCAUCGACCGAAUGAAUCAAAAUUUCCGGCAGCACGCGCCCUUGGAGGAGUUUUACAGCUUUGGUGAGUCGUUGUGUGAGUACUUUGGGCCUCGGGGGCCCAGGCCACCUGCGGCCAAGUCGGCGCCACUUGGUUGCAAGGUAUGGUGUGGCACCACCAGCAGCGGCUACCUGGUAUGGUUCGAGCCAUCGCAGGGCACUCUGUUCACGAGGCCAGCACGCGGCCUGGAUCUGGGCGCCAGCAUGGUGCUCAAGUUUGCGGAUGCUCUGCGGGAACGCGGCUGUCUACCCUACCACAUAGUUUUUGACAAGGUUUUCACGAGUGUCAAACUGAUGUCCAUCUUGAGGAAAAAGGGGGUGAAGGCCACAGGAACUGUACGUGAGUACAGAACUGAGCGAUGUCCCCUUAAAGAGCCGAGAGCGCUGAAGAAAAUGAGGAAGGGCUCGUUUGACUACAAAGUGGACGACCGUGAGGAGGUCAUUGUAUGCCGCUGGCACGACGGCAGCGUGCUGGACAUCUGCUCCAACGCUGCGGACAUAGCGCCCAUGGGGGCGCGCGGCCAGGCCCGCCAGCCAUCCCUGCUGAGGCUGUACCAGGACAAGGCAGGCGGCGUGGGCCGCCUGGAUCAGAACAUGGCCAGGUACAAAGUGAAGGUGCGAGGCACAAAGUGGUACUCUAGCUUCAUGGCCUACGUGCUGGACGCCGCCCUCAACAACGCGUGGCAGCUGCACAGGAUCUGUUGCCGCGAAGCGCACGUGGACCUCCUGGCCUUCCGCAGGUACGUGGCCUGCGUGUACCUGGAGAGCAACGCCCACACGUCCUCCCAGGGCAGGCGGAGCCGGCGGCUGGAGACCGAGAGCCGCUUCGACAUGGUGGGCCACUGGAUCGUGCACCAGGACAGGAGGACGCGCUGCGCCCUCUGCCACUCGCAGACUAACACCCGCUGCGAGAAGUGCCAGAAGGGCGUGCACGCCAAGUGCUUCCGGGAGUACCACGUCCGGUGACACGGAGGCGCAAGGCCCCUGUCCCAGUUCUGUUGGAAAAAAGACCUGAACCCCUGACGAAUCAUCAUUCGUUUUCUCCCCACCUAACGACAGUCACCUUUCUGUUAUCUUCUAUUAUACCUACAUGUGUGUUUAUGGUAGUAAUCGUGUUUGUAAAUCUGUAUUUUAUACUCUUAUUGAUUGCAACAUAUGGGCCCCUUUUUAUUAAAAAAAAAAUCUUGCUUUGGGGUAUAGCUGAGUUCUGGUAAGGACAAUCCGGUGUGACCAACCCCUUUAGAGAAACUUUCAUGAAUAGUGAAAAGGUUCUACAAUUGUGUGCUGUUGGUUAUAAUCUCAGACAUAGGCAGUAGUACGUAUUAUGUAUUGUUGUAUCAAUAUGAUGAAGGAUAUCUUAAUCAUAUUUAUUUUACUUUAACCCAAUGCUAGCAAACUGUCCAGGCAUAGAUAAGCUGCCUUGUUUAUCCAGAUGCCUAGAUUUGUAGUUUGUAUUUUCUUGAUAAAAAUAUUUUCCCAACAUACACAUGUUGAUGUGGAAUCCAUUUUAUAAGUAGUGUGAGGUAAGGAUCUGUUUUUUUUUACCCCAAAAUGGAUGAUUUCCAUUACUAAUUAAAAAUUAUAUAUGUGUGUGUGUGUGUGUGUGUGUGUGUGUGUGUGU
Rhinolophus ferrumequinum (greater horseshoe bat) is the source of this 3011-nucleotide messenger RNA. It is a transcript of the gene PGBD2, whose product is annotated as piggyBac transposable element derived 2. The record is from RefSeq and is a predicted model, not a curated record. NCBI's taxonomy places the organism in Eukaryota, Metazoa, Chordata, Mammalia, Chiroptera, Rhinolophidae. The coding region runs from base 611 to 2356 and encodes 581 amino acids. Gene Ontology annotation, molecular function: sequence-specific DNA binding. The transcript is spliced from 2 exons.